UGGCCAUCCUGCAACCCGGUUGAAGGAAGUGCUGCGGGUGAGCCGGUGGGUUAAUGGUGAUGGCAUGAGGACAUUAGUAAGGACGCGCUGCGGGUCCAGCGAGGAGGAGGAUGAGGAUGGUGGUGGGCGUGAUGGUCCUUGGUCAGCUACUGACGAGGAUCUUGCUCGCGGCCCACGCAGGAGAUCGCCUCGCGGCAGCUCGCAGAAUUCUAAAGGACGUGCCACUGAUAGAUGGGCACAACGACCUACCCUGGAAUAUACGGAAGUUCCUGAAGAACCAGUUGAGGGAGUUCAGGUUUGAUGACCUAAGUGACAUUCAUCCCUGGUCACGGAGCGCCUGGAGCCACACAGAUCUCAAGAGAUUGAGACAGGGCAUGGUUGCAGCGCAGUUCUGGUCCGCGUAUGUGCCCUGCUCGUCGCAGCAUCUCGAUUCGGUCCAGCUGGCCCUGGAACAGAUUGAUCUUAUUCGCCGAUUGGUCAACAAGCAUGCGGACAGUAUGGUCCUCGUUACCACAGCGGAAGGUAUCGAGAGAGCGCACAAAGAGGCUAGAUUAGCAAGCCUGAUAGGAGUCGAAGGGGGCCAUGCUGUCGGAGCGAGUCUGGCGGUCCUGAGGAUGCUGUACGAGUUGGGCGCCAGAUAUCUCACCCUCACGCACACGUGUAACACGCCUUGGGCAGACUGCAGCACGGCGGAUGAACCCGGUCAAGUGCCUCAAAUCGGUGGUCUCUCGAAUUUCGGCAAGAGUGUCGUACUGGAGAUGAAUCGACUUGGGAUGAUGGUGGACCUCUCUCAUGUCUCGGUGCCAACGAUGCUGGCAGCUAUGACGACGUCGAGGGCGCCAGUGAUUUUCAGUCACAGCAGCGCUCACGCUCUUUGCAACUCCUCGCGAAAUGUGCCUGACCACGCGCUGCGACUUUUGGCGCAGACCGGUGGUAUAGUUAUGGUAUCCUUCUACCCUCAUUUUAUCAGCUGUGGCGAAAAAUCGACGCUCGAGGAUGUAGCAG
Molecule: messenger RNA, 1005 nt
Organism: Mycetomoellerius zeteki
Lineage: Eukaryota; Metazoa; Arthropoda; Insecta; Hymenoptera; Formicidae
Product: dipeptidase 1
Exons: 7
Biological process (GO): proteolysis
Molecular function (GO): metallodipeptidase activity
Source: RefSeq, a predicted model, not a curated record